GGGCGGAUUUUGGGGGUCCCGGGGCGGAUUUCGGGGUUCCCGGGGCGGAUUUUGGGGGUCCCGGGGGGCCAUGGCCGCCCCCGCCAGCGCGCAGAGCGCCAGCAAGACCUGGGAGCUGAGUCUGUACGAGCUGCACCGCACCCCGCAGGAGGCCAUCAUGGACGGGACCGAGAUCGCCGUGUCCCCGCGCUCGCUGCACUCGGAGCUCAUGUGCCCGAUCUGCCUGGACAUGCUCAAGAACACCAUGACCACCAAGGAGUGUCUGCACCGCUUCUGCUCCGACUGCAUUGUCACCGCCCUCAGGAGCGGGAACAAGGAGUGCCCCACCUGCAGGAAGAAGCUGGUCUCCAAGCGCUCCCUGCGCCCCGACCCCAAUUUCGACGCCCUCAUCUCCAAGAUUUACCCGAGCCGCGACGAGUACGAGGCGCACCAGGACCGCGUGCUGGCCAAGCUCAGCCGCCUCCACAACCAGCAGGCCCUGAGCUCCAGCAUCGAGGAGGGCCUCAAGAUGCAGGCCAUGCACAGGGCCCAGCGCGUGCGGAAGCCGGCGGCCGAGUCGGACCCGGCCGCGUUCAGCGGCGGCGAGGAGGGCCUGGAGGCUCUGGGGACGCCGCCGGAGCCGCCGGGGCCCAGCCGCAAACGCUCCCGCGCCUCCGACGACUCCGGGCCCGACGCCGAGGCCGAGGCGGCGCCGGAAGGGGCGGGGCCGGGCGGGGGCGGGGCCGCCCCGGGGGGGAGGGGCAGCCCGGAAGCGGAGGCGGAAGCGGGAAGCAGUGAGAUCGAGCUCGUCUUCCGGCCACACCCCCUGCUGGUGGAGAAGGGGGAGUACUCCCAGACACGGUUCGUUAAAACCACCUCCAACGCCACGGUGGAUCACCUGUCCAAGUACCUGGCGCUGCGCAUCGCCCUGGAGGAGGCCCCGCCCCCCGGGCCUGACCCCGCCCCCUCCCUCAGUGACGUCAGCGAGAAGCAGUACACCAUCUACACCACCACUUCCGGGGGCGCCUUCACGCCCCUGAACGGGUCCCUGACGCUGGAAUUGGUGAACGAGAAGUUCUGGAAGCUCAGCAAACCCCUGGAGCUCUACUACGCCCCCACCAAGGAGCAGAAAUAGGAAAAAGAUCCCAAAAUUCAAACUGGGGAGCCCAAAAUCCACCUUGGAGACCCCAAAAUUCACUUUGGAGACCCCAAAAUCCACCUUGGAGACCUCAAAAUCCAAACUGGGGACACCAAAAUCCAC
Messenger RNA from Catharus ustulatus (Swainson's thrush), 1240 nucleotides. It is a transcript of the gene RING1, whose product is annotated as ring finger protein 1. Gene Ontology annotation, biological process: negative regulation of DNA-templated transcription. The transcript has 6 exons. Bases 71 to 1114 code for a protein of 347 amino acids. Lineage: Eukaryota; Metazoa; Chordata; Aves; Passeriformes; Turdidae. Gene Ontology annotation, molecular function: ubiquitin protein ligase activity; chromatin binding. The record is from RefSeq and is a predicted model, not a curated record. Gene Ontology annotation, cellular component: PcG protein complex; ubiquitin ligase complex.